This is a messenger RNA of Lytechinus variegatus (green sea urchin), 1042 nucleotides long. RefSeq names its product signal recognition particle 19 kDa protein-like (gene srp19). The transcript has 4 exons. Lineage: Eukaryota; Metazoa; Echinodermata; Echinoidea; Temnopleuroida; Toxopneustidae. The record is from RefSeq and is a predicted model, not a curated record. Gene Ontology annotation, biological process: SRP-dependent cotranslational protein targeting to membrane, signal sequence recognition; SRP-dependent cotranslational protein targeting to membrane. Bases 71 to 499 code for a protein of 142 amino acids. Gene Ontology annotation, molecular function: 7S RNA binding. Gene Ontology annotation, cellular component: signal recognition particle, endoplasmic reticulum targeting.
UACGCAUAGCGCAUACGUGUGACGUGCGUGAUUCGCGAUUGAUCGAGAAGCUGGAAUUGCGAAAGGAAGAAUGGCACAUCUGUCAACAAAUCCAGCUGAUAAAAACCGAUGGAUCUGUAUCUAUCCAGCGUACAUUAACAGCAAGAAAACUGUUGCAGAAGGGAGAAAAAUACCCAAGGAAAAAGCUUUAGAAAAUCCUACUCUAGCUGAAUUAAGAGAUGUAUGCCAAGCAGUGGGGUUGCCUGUUGCAACAGAAGGCACCAAAAUGUACCCUAGAGAUCAAAACAGAGAUCCAACCUUCAGAGGUAGAGUAAGAGUUCAGCUCAAGAAUGCUGAUGGAACAUUUGUCUCUGACCAGUUCAAGACUAGAAAAGAUGUCAUGUUCCAACUUACAGAGAUGAUCCCCAAGCUAAAAUCAAGAACUCAAAAACAAGGUGGAAGUGAACAGCAACCACAGAGCAGUACAGGCAAGAAAGGAAAGAAGAAAGGGAAGAGAUAACACUCUUUACUGUCAAUCUAAUAUGUAUACAUAAUGUAGUGAGUAGACAAAUAAAAGAUAGUUCAUAGUUACUUUCAUUCCCAUGUACAUAGAAUAUCUGUGACGAAGAGUAAAUGUCUUUGCAAUUCUUUAGUAACAUUUACAAAUAUCACAGAGAUUUACUAGAUAUAGUGAAUAUUAACCCAGCCCCCCCGACAAAUUUCGUCACUACGCUGUCGCAAAUUUUUUUGACCGCGCCGCUAGCUGAGGUGCGGGGGGUGUCAAAUUGACCCCCCCCCGUACAAUGUAUAUCUUGAUCUGAAAUAGCCCAGUUAAAAUAGGAUUAAACUGGAUUUGGGUUGAGGAUACAUGUAAGGUGAAGUAUUGAUAUUGUAUUUCCCCCUCUAAAGUGAAGUCUGUCUCACCAAUUUCUUUAGUUCAGGAUCAGUAUACCUUUGCUUGAACAUUAACAUAUUUAUUGGAUAGGUGUUCCCCCACACAUUCAUUUGAUAAUUUUGAAAAAACUUAAUAUGGCAGAGUGGAUAUGUGGAAGGCCCAUUUGCA